Molecule: messenger RNA, 1254 nt
Organism: Neoarius graeffei (lesser salmon catfish)
Lineage: Eukaryota; Metazoa; Chordata; Actinopteri; Siluriformes; Ariidae
Gene: kbtbd7
Product: kelch repeat and BTB (POZ) domain containing 7
Molecular function (GO): protein binding
Source: RefSeq, a predicted model, not a curated record
AUGGCUGCGCUAAUUCAAGGAUUCAAGCCAUGCAGUGAAUUUAAAGUGACCAUCACUGAAUCCAAAAUGCAAAAGCUUUAUUCAGCUGCCAGUAUGCUGCAGGUGGAGCACAUCAGACAUGCCUGUGCUGAUUUCAUGUCCAGAAGGCUGGACCUGUCUAAUGGGAUCUUGAAAUUUGCUGACACCUUUGAUAACAUGGCCUUUGCUCAGCUAAGUGCCAGUGAAAAUGAGCUGUGUGAACUGGACAUGAAUCAAGUGAGAGAUUCCCUUGAUAUUGAUUGUGAGAGGAGAGUGUGUGUAGUUGCAAUACACGAGAUCAAACGUAACCUGCCUCUGGAAACAGAGGAUGCACUGCACAUGUGUCCAAUGGCUCUGUUCACAGAGAAAGACUGGUUCUAUUUUGAUAGAAUUAAAUCAAAGUCUUUUAUUACAAAACACAUUUCAAGUUUACCAGAUUUGGCUAGUACAGGAGAGAGUGGUGUGAUUUUGAUGAACCAUACAAAACAGAAAAUUGGUUUAAAAAAAAGAAAAAAAAAAGAAAUGGUCCUGUUUUUUGACUGUCCAAAUCAACUGUUCAUGUGUUAUGAUCCACAUGAAGACAUCUACCCCAUGUCAUCACCUAUCGUUAAUCUCAGCAAUCAGAACCUUCAACAUUCUCAUAUGGAAACUUUUUUAGUCUGCGCCACGCCAGAGAACAACCUUUACAUAGCCUCACACCUGUUGAAGCACUUAUCAGUGUAUAAUCCAUUGUUGAAUUGCUGGCAGGAGCUGGCAGAAAGACUUCUCGACAGAAAUUCAUAAAUUGGCUACUUCAAUGGGUGCAAGUGCAUUCUUGGUGGUAGGGACUCUGUAUCUGAUGCCAGGCUCAAGGAGAUUGAAUGCUAUAGCAUUCAGAGGAAUCAUUGCUAUUUAAAAUGCAACAAGCACCAUGAGACCUGUGUCUUUCAGGAUCAGAUCAUCUGCCUUUGUGACAUCCCAACAGGCAAAGUGUAUAAACUAGUCUGAAGGGAUUAUAGAUGCAUCGUGGACAUACCGAUUGAUAGCAGUGCUCUGACCUACCAAGUUGUGCAACACAAAAACAAACUGCUCCUGCUUACUCUUGCCAUCGUCAAAAACAGGCUGGUCAUAGAUGAGUAUGACUCUUCUUGGGACACAUGGAAAAAUGUGUUCAUCAUGUUUGGGUACUCAUUUGGCUCAAAAAGUCUCUCUGCCCACAUUUACAUGCACAAGAAGCACUUUGUAUUCGUGCAUUGA